GAGGACAGCGUCCUCACUGGGGUGGCAGUUGGCUUGGAGGUCACCUGGGGGCUCGCUCAGCUAACAGGAGAGGGUGCUUGUUCCCCGCAUUCGUGGUGGUCCCUCCUGGUCACCCAUCGAAGCAGUGUUUGUGGUGGAGCCCCUGAGGGCUUGGUGGGGUUGAGCAGAAUGAGGAAAGGUUUCAUGGAGCAGGGAGGGAGACGGCUAGGGCAGCAAGUGAAGGACAGACUCGCCUUCCCAUCCCUCCAGGGGCACUCCUGCCAGCCAGCCCCUCUCCCGCUUCCCAUGAUGGGGUGGCUGUUGGAAUUCUGCACCCCAUCUCUUCUGAUUGUCGGGGCCCAGGACAAGGGGACAGGCAUUUGUGGGCCUAACCUCCCCAGGCAGAUAGGAGGAGGAAGCCAUGUCCCAGCAGGCUAGGGCAGAGGGACCCCCAAUGCCAACAGUGCUUUAUCAGCGGGCGCCAGGCAGGGCCAUCCCCAGGGUGAGGACAACAUCUCCCUGGGCCCUGUUAUCAGUCACAGAGUCCACAGGACGCUCCUUGGGUUAACGUGUAACCAUGAGCCCUCCCCUCCACCCCCUGAAGCCACUCGCUCCCAGAUUAGGUGGCUCUGGGGCUAUCCGGCCAGCAUGGACGCUGGCAAAGCGGGGCAGACCCUGAAGACUCACUGCUCAGCCCAGCGCCCAGAUGUCUGCAGGUGGCUGAGCCCCUUCAUCCUCUCCUGCUGCGUGUACUUCUGCCUCUGGAUUCCCGAGGACCAGCUGUCCUGGUUCGCUGCCCUGGUCAAGUGCCUGCCCGUCCUCUGCCUGGCUGGGUUCCUGUGGGUCAUGUCCCCAAGCGGGGGCUACACCCAGUUCCUCCAGGGAGCCCUUGUGUGCUCGGCUGUGGGAGACGCUUGCCUCAUCUGGCCGGCAGCCUUCGUCCCUGGCAUGGCCGCCUUUGCCACCGCCCACCUCCUCUACGUCUGGGCCUUCGGCUUCUCUCCCCUGCAGCCCGGCCUGCUGCUGCUCAUCAUCCUGGCCUCUGGCCCCUACCUCAGCCUUGUGCUCCAGCACCUCGAGCCAGAUAUGGUCCUUCCGGUGGCAGCCUAUGGGCUGAUCCUGAUGGCCAUGCUGUGGCGCGGCCUGGCCCGGGGCGGGAGUGCCGGCUGGGGCGCGCUGCUCUUCACGCUCUCUGAUGGUGUGCUGGCCUGGGACACCUUCGCCCAGCCCCUGCCCCAUGCCCGCCUGGUGAUCAUGACCACCUACUAUGCUGCCCAGCUCCUCAUCACACUGUCAGCCCUCAGGAGCCCGGUGCCCAAGACUGACUGACUAGGGAGCUUGAAGGGCCGGUGUUCAGGCCCUCUCCUCCUGCAAGGACCUGGGCCUCCCAGCCCAGCCCAGCCUGAGAAAUACCCUCAGCAGCGAAGCUUCCUGACGCCUGUCUGCAGGCGCUGCUGCCGCCGUUGCUUCUGGCUGAAGACGUUUGAGGACGAUUUGCGGAAUUCCAAGUCCACUACUGGGUUCCAGCUGCCUUCCCCCGGUUCUGACUCCAGAUCCCUGGCUCCUCAGCCAGGCCCACAUGGAGUCCUCCCAGCCACCAGCCUGCCUCCAUGUUCACUGUCGGCUCCACAGCCUGCCCGCCCCCUGCUGCUGCUCUGAAUCUGUUUUCCCUGUGGGUGUGGAACCGUAGAUGUUGCUGUUACCGUAGGAGAGGCCUCGGGGAGGGUCAUCAUUGUGAUAAACCAUCGCAGUUAAUGACAGCAGAAGGUUCUUUGUCGCUCCCCAUGGACCAGGCCUGGUGCCCAGUGGGACCCUCCAUGGCCCUCUGGUGGGGGGAUUCGGGGGGAUAAAGUGAGGAUUGUGCAGAACUGA
Messenger RNA from Pan troglodytes (chimpanzee), 1851 nucleotides. RefSeq names its product transmembrane protein 86B (gene TMEM86B). Gene Ontology annotation, cellular component: membrane. The coding region runs from base 628 to 1308 and encodes 226 amino acids. NCBI's taxonomy places the organism in Eukaryota, Metazoa, Chordata, Mammalia, Primates, Hominidae. The transcript is spliced from 3 exons. Gene Ontology annotation, molecular function: hydrolase activity. The record is from RefSeq and is a predicted model, not a curated record.